UGACGGGGGAGUGGAAGAGAAGGAGCCUGCGAAGGGCUGGAGCGGGAGCCGUGCAAGGGAGGCCAGCCCGUCCGCGACAAGCUGGCUGCUGUUUUGUGGCCAUGGCUGUAAAAGACCCCACAGCUGUAGAAAGAGCAAAUUUGCUGAACAUGGCUAAAUUGAGUAUCAAAGGACUGAUUGAAUCAGCUUUGAGCUUUGGCCGUACUCUGGAUUCUGACUAUCCACCUUUGCAACAGUUCUUUGUCGUUAUGGAGCACUGCCUUAAACAUGGUCUUAAAGUAAGAAAAUCUUUUCUAAGUUACAAUAAAACAAUCUGGGGCCCACUGGAACUUGUGGAGAAGUUGUACCCAGAAGCUGAGGAGAUAGCAGCUAGCGUCAGAGAUUUACCUGGCCUCAAAACACCAUUGGGCCGUGCCCGGGCGUGGUUACGAUUGGCAUUAAUGCAAAAAAAAAUGGCUGAUUAUCUACGCUGUUUAAUCAUUCAAAGAGAUCUCCUCAGUGAAUUUUAUGAAUAUCAUGCACUGAUGAUGGAAGAAGAAGGAGCAGUUAUUGUUGGGCUCUUGGUUGGGUUAAAUGUGAUAGAUGCUAACCUGUGUGUAAAGGGAGAAGACUUAGAUUCACAAGUUGGUGUGAUUGAUUUCUCUAUGUAUUUAAAGAAUGAAGAUGAUAUUGGGAGUAAAGAAAGAAAUGUCCAGAUUGCUGCAAUUUUGGACCAAAAGAAUUAUGUAGAGGAACUGAACAGACAACUAAAUAGCACAGUCAGCAGCCUUCAUACAAGAGUUGAUUCAUUAGAGAAGUCAAACACUAAACUAAUUGAAGAGUUAGCAAUAGCAAAAAACAAUAUAAUUAAACUUCAGGAAGAAAAUCAUCAGUUAAGAAGUGAAAACACACUUAUUUUAAUGAAAACACAGCAUCACCUAGAGGUAACCAAAGUGGAUGUUGAGGCAGAGCUUCAAACAUACAGACACUCCAGACAGGGUCUGGAUGAAAUGUACAAUGAAGCACGCAGACAACUUCGAGAAGAAUCACAAUUACGACAAGAUAUAGAGAAUGAGCUAAUGGUCCAAGUUAGUAUGAAACAUGAGAUAGAACUUGCAAUGAAGUUGUUGGAGAAAGACAUUCAUGAGAAACAAGACACCCUCAUAGGCCUUCGACAACAGCUAGAUGAAGUUAAAGCAAUUAACAUAGAAAUGUACCAAAAGCUGCAGGUUUCUGAAGAUGCCAUGAAAGAAAAGAAUGAAAUAAUUGGUCGACUAGAGGAUAAGACCAAUCAAAUUACUGCAACUAUGAAACAAUUGGAACAAAGAUUGCAGCAAGCAGAGAAGUCUCAAGUGGAAGCUGAGAAUGAGGACAAGAAAUUCAAACAAGAAUGUAUGAGUAAAUCUGAAAACCUGCAGAAAGAAAUCUCCCGAAAGGAGAAGCAGCUUGUUCAACUGGAAACAGAUUUGAAGAUAGAAAAGGAAUGGAGACAAACCCUGGAAGAUGAUCUACAAAAGGAAAAAGAAACUUUAUCUCAUCUGAGAGUAGAGACCCAACAAAUAAUUUGUCUUAAAAAAGAAUUCCUUAAACUACAGGACAAAAAUAGGCAGUUGAAAAAGAUAUGUCAUGACCAAGAAGAAGCUCUCCAAGAACUGGCCUGCAAGCUUAGCGAAUCAAAGCUUAAAAUAGAAGAUAUAAAAGAAGCAAACAAAGCAUUACAGGGACAGGUUUGGCUGAAAGACAAAGAAGCUACACACUGCAAGUUAUGUGAAAAGGAAUUUUCUCUUUCCAAAAGGAAGCAUCAUUGUAGAAACUGUGGUGAAAUUUUCUGUAACGCCUGUUCUGACAAUGAACUGCCUCUACCAUCCUCGCCAAAGCCUGUACGAGUCUGUGAUUCCUGCCAUGCGUUUCUUAUACAGAGAUGCUCUUCUAACAUGCCAUAA
Molecule: messenger RNA, 1922 nt
Organism: Emys orbicularis (European pond turtle)
Lineage: Eukaryota; Metazoa; Chordata; Testudines; Emydidae
Gene: RUFY2
Product: RUN and FYVE domain containing 2
Exons: 18
Coding region: 102-1922 (606 amino acids)
Cellular component (GO): cytoplasm
Molecular function (GO): metal ion binding
Source: RefSeq, a predicted model, not a curated record